Messenger RNA from Plasmodium malariae, 1614 nucleotides. RefSeq names its product pre-mRNA splicing factor, putative. The transcript has 5 exons. The coding region runs from base 1 to 1614 and encodes 537 amino acids. Gene Ontology annotation, molecular function: RNA binding. Gene Ontology annotation, cellular component: spliceosomal complex. Gene Ontology annotation, biological process: regulation of mRNA splicing, via spliceosome; mRNA processing. The record is from RefSeq and is a predicted model, not a curated record. Lineage: Eukaryota; Apicomplexa; Aconoidasida; Haemosporida; Plasmodiidae.
AUGAAAGGAGGAGGGUUUUACAAAGGGACGAGCACAGAACAGACUCCUUUCUUUGGGGAUAAGGAAAAAAAAUUGAUGGAAAAACUCGUAUGGCCAGAAAUAUACAAUUACAAAAUAGAUGUAACCAAAAUUAAUUUUAAUGUAGUAGAAAAAUGGAUAAACAAAAAGCUAAUAGAAAUCUUAGGUUUUGAAGAUGAUAUCUUAUAUGAGUAUUGCAUAUCACAGUUAAAAUAUGCCAAGGAGAAAAAAGAUGAUGAAGAACAGAAUUAUUUAAAUGCAAAAAAGCUAAAAAUUAACUUGACUGGAUUUAUAGGUAAUAAGAAAAGUGAAAUAUUCGUUAGGGAACUAUUAGAAUUGUUAAUAUCUAAUGAAAGAAAUGAAGAAAAACUUUUAAGCUCAUUAAUGGAAAACAGGAAAAAUGAAAUGGAACAGGCGAAAAAUCAAAAUGAACUCAUAAAUGAAAAUAUAAAAAAUAUUAAAAGCAUAUAUGCAGAAAAUAAACAGGGUGAACGGAACGACCAAGGAGGGGAUGAUAACCCUAUCAGUGUAAGGAACAAACAACAAGAGAAAAAAGAAGAACAACAAGAACAAGAAACGGGUAAAUACUCUUCAGAGCAAAGUGAUAGUAAUAGUUAUAAUAAAAAAAGAAAAGAAGGGGGAAAAAAUAAAAUAAAAACAAAUGAGCAUUCGAAUUCAUCAGAUCAGUCAGUAUUACAGGAUGAGCACUCAGAAAAUGAUAAAAAUUACUAUAUGAAGAAAAUUAGAAAUAACACAAAUAAAGAUAGAAAUAAAAAAGGUACGAGUAAACAUUCGUCCAUUUCGUCCAGUGAUCAGAGUUGUUAUUAUAGCGCAUCAUUAGGUAGUCAAACAUCGGAAUAUAAAGAAAAAAAAAAAAAAAAAAAAAAGGAACAUAAUGAAAGCAACGAAAGGGGGAGCAGUGACAGGUAUGGUAGGAAGUACGAGAUGGGAAGAGAAAGGGAUGGGGGUAAAUAUAGACAUAGGAGUAGGUCAAGGGAAAGAAAAAAGCAUAGGAGUAGGGAUAGAGAUAGAGAUAGAGAAAGAGAUAGAGAAAGAGAUAGACAUAAUAGGGAUAGGGAAAGAGAAACACACAGGGAUAAAGAAAGAGAUAGACAUAGACAUAUGGACAGAGAAAGGCAUCGGGAUAGACAUAGAAGUAGGAAUGGGGAUUGGAAAAGAGAGAGAAGAAGGGAAUCAAAAGAAAUGCAUGCUGAUGAAAUGAAGUCAAGAAGUGCAUCAUUUAAUAAUGAAAGAAAUUAUAAAGUGAAACAAAAAAACAAAUAUGAAAAACGACGUGACAGAAAAGAGAAUAGUUUAACCAAUUCGAUUGAAAGAAGUAGUAAUCCUUUGUCUAAUUCAUCUACAUCAUCAAUCAUUGUUAAAAGGAAAAGAAGGAAAGAGAGAGUCAUCACAAAUAGUAGAAGUAAUAGACACUGCAGAAGAGAAAUUGAGAAGGAGGACGGUUCAUUGAAAUUACACAAAGAGAAUAAAAUAAAAGAAAUAGACAGCAUAAUGCAGAAAAAGAGUUAUAAACAUUUCAAAAAGAAAUUAAGAGCUUGGUCGUCGUCAGAAAGCGAAAAGGGCGAAGAGGAUUAG